This is a messenger RNA of Hyla sarda, 1890 nucleotides long. RefSeq lists its product as uncharacterized. The transcript is spliced from 2 exons. The record is from RefSeq and is a predicted model, not a curated record. Bases 1 to 1890 code for a protein of 629 amino acids. NCBI's taxonomy places the organism in Eukaryota, Metazoa, Chordata, Amphibia, Anura, Hylidae.
AUGUAUCAGUUACGUCUAUGCGCUCCAGUUAUAUCUCCGCCAGUUAUAUCACCGCCAGUUAUAUCUCCGCCAGUUAUAUCACCGCCAGUUAUAUCUCCACCAGUUAUAUCUCCACCAGUUAUAUCUCCAUCGGUUAUAUCUCUACCAGUUAUAUCUCUACCAGUUAUAUCUCCACCGGUUAUAUCUCCACCAGUUAUAUCACCGCCAGUUAUAUCUCCACCAGUUAUAUCUCCGCCAGUUAUAUCUCUACCAGUUAUAUCUCCACCAGUUAUAUCUCCGCCAGUUAUAUCUCUACCAGUUAUAUCUCCACCAGUUAUAUCUCCGCCAGUUAUAUCUCUACCGGUUAUAUCUCUACCAGUUAUAUCUCCACCAGUUAUAUCUCCACCGGUUAUAUCUCUACCAGUUAUAUCUCUACCAGUUAUAUCUCCACCGGUUAUAUCUCUACCAGUUAUAUCUCUACCAGUUAUAUCUCCGCCAGUUAUAUCUCCACCGGUUAUAUCUCUACCAGUUAUAUCUCUACCAGUUAUAUCUCCACCAGUUAUAUCACCGCCAGUUAUAUCUCCGCCAGUUAUAUCUCCGCCAGUUAUAUCUCCGCCAGUUAUAUCUCCACCAGUUAUAUCUCCGCCAGUUAUAACUCUACCAGUUAUAUCUCCACCAGUUAUAUCUCCGCCAGUUACAUCUCCACCGGUUAUAUCUCUACCAGUUAUAUCUCCACCAGUUAUAUCUGCACCAGUUAUAUCUCCGCCAGUUAUAUCUCCACCAGUUACAUCUCCACCGGUUAUAUCUCUACCAGUUAUAUCUCCACCAGUUACAUCUGCACCAGUUAUAUCUCCGCCAGUUAUAUCUCCACCAGUUAUAUCUCCACCAGUUAUAUCUCCACCAGUUAUAUCUCUACCAGUUAUAUCUCCACCAGUUAUAUCUCCACCAGUUAUAUCUCCACCAGUUAUAUCCCUGCCAGUUAUAUCUCUACCAGUUAUAUCUGCGCCAGUUAUAUCUCUACCAGUUAUAUCUCCACCAGUUAUAUCUCCGCCAGUUAUAUCUCCGCCAGUUAUAUCUCCGCCAGUUAUAUCUCCAACAGUUAUAUUUCCGCCAGUUAUAUCUCCGCCAGUUAUAUCUCUACCAGUUAUAUCUCCACCAGUUAUAUCUCCACCAGUUAUAUCCCUGCCAGUUAUAUCUCUACCAGUUAUAUCUCCACCGGUUAUAUCUCCGCCAGCUAUAUCUCCACCAGUUAUAUCUCCACCAGUUAUAUCUCCACCAGUUAUAUCUCCGCCAGUUAUAUCUCUACCAGUUAUAUCUCCACCGGUUAUAUCUCUACCAGUUACAUCUGCACCAGUUACAUCUGCACCAGUUAUAUCUGCACCAGUUACAUCUGCACCAGUUACAUCUGCACCAGUUAUAUCUCCACCGGUUAUAUCUCCACUGGUUAUAUCUCCACUGGUUAUAUCUCCACCGGUUAUAUCUCCACUGGUUAUAUCUCCACCGGUUAUAUCUCCCCCGGUUAUAUCUCCACCGGUUAUAUCUCCACCAGUUAUAUCUGCACCAGUUACAUCUGCACCAGUUACAUCUGCACCAGUUAUAUCUGCACCAGUUACAUCUGAACCAGUUAUAUCUGCACCAGUUAUAUCUGCACCAGUUACAUCUGCACCGGUUAUAUCUCCACCAGUUAUCUCUCCACCGGUUAUAUCUCCACCAGUUAUAUCUCCACCAGUUAUAUCUCCACCGGUUAUAUCUCCACCGGUUAUAUCUCCACCAGUUAUAUCUGCACCAGUUAUAUCUCCGCCAGUUGUACUUGCAGCAGUUAUGUCCCCGGGGGGUGGUGUGUCCUCUGGAUUGGGACACUAUGUGCAGGCUGGGAAUGUGAACUUGUGGCCUCAGAGUGUGACACAGUGA